GAACUUAGCUCUGUAUAUAUAGACCCAAAACUCCAGGGGCCUGUGAGGGAGAGGAGGGUAGAGAGGUCCUGAGUAUCGUUCUUCAUGCUUCAGUCAGACAGGCCUCUAUUCCAUGGGAAAGUUCAUUGGCCAUUUUUACCCGGGGCUAUUUCUUUUCUCUUAUGGACUAUAUCAGGCCACAGUGGUCUCCAAGGGCAUGAUACUCAAAGGUUGUGUCCUGUAUUCUUUGUGCCCUCCCAGGAAUAAGCAAAGAUGUUCCAGGCUGUGGAAAAUAGCCUAUGGAGGAUUACUGAAGAUAGUGACUGGCUCCCUCUUAACAUUUUAUGUGGUCCUCUGUCUUGAUGGCGGGAUGGUGCUAAUGAGCAAGCAGGUGCCAUCAAGGUUCAUGUACCCCAAAGAGUGGCAGCACCUCACCAUGUUCAUCCUCCUCACUCUCAAUGGCUGUGUGGACUUCAUGAGCAAGAACGUGCUGCCUCAGAGGUGUGUGGGCCUAGAAAAAGGUACCCUGGUCCUGAUCAUCUACCAGCUCCUGCCGCUGAUGGUGUCACAUGCUAAAGACUCAGAAGGGGUGGAGCUGCACGUUCACUCUCUGCUCAUUUUGGUGGUGUUCCUGCUGUUGCUGGUGUUGACUGCACAGCUGUGGGCUCCCAACAUGUGUCAUCUCCAGCUGAUGGAGACCUUUCUGAUGCUGAUGAUGGGCUCCUGGCUGAUGCAGGCAGGCUUUAUUCUAUACAGACCUGUCUCUGGCUACCCAUGGCAAGACGAUGACAUCAGUGACAUCAUGUUUGUCACUACCUUCUUCUGCUGGCAUGUGAUGAUCGAUGCCUCAUUCCUGUUGGGAAUCUAUGGCUUCUCUUCCUUUUGGUAUCAUUGUUACAGUCCAAGCUUGAAGCUGACUGGGCCCAAAGAAGUUCCGUAUUACGCAAGCACUCCAGGACCCCUCUACAAGUUGCUACAGGAAGUGAAGCAGUCAGAGAAAGAGGACCAGGCUCUCUUUUUUUCAAAGAGCUCCCCCUGA
Messenger RNA from Chlorocebus sabaeus (green monkey), 1018 nucleotides. Its product is annotated as transmembrane epididymal protein 1. The record is from RefSeq and is a predicted model, not a curated record. NCBI's taxonomy places the organism in Eukaryota, Metazoa, Chordata, Mammalia, Primates, Cercopithecidae.